CAGCAUCAGGCCAGGAGUCCCGGCGACGGGAAGCUCCUGGCCCAUGCGUCCAACACUGCCAUAAAACCAUCGCCCGGCCAUCACUCUCUGCCGCGAAAGAAGACGCCAUCCGACGUCAGGAACACCCCGUCGACGCAACAGUUCCAGCGCGCUCAGUCGCUGAGGCGUAGCUGCCUGUCGCCGACCCAGUAUCACCAUCAGCAGCAGCAUCAUCCUCAUCGUCAGCAAGAGAGCUCGUUGCACUUCGAAUACUUCGUGCCGCGCAGCGUCAGCGAGUUCAACCUGGCCGCGGCGGUGGUCACGGACAUGGCCGUGCCCCCGCCGCCCCCCUCCACCGUUCUGCGACCUGCCUCGGCGAUCACGCCACCGGUCGCCUCGGUCGCGAACCCCGCCCCUCUGAAUCAGUCACGCCUCCUGGAGUGCACCAGCACCACCACCAGGAGUCGCGAGAAGAUGGUCACCUUUGAGGACGAGGGCGUCAACUGUGCCACGUCCACGCCCACUAGAAAGAACGUUUCCGGCCUCGACAACGUUUUUAUGUGACGCUGCGAUUACGGUUGAACGCGAGCGCCAUUAAACGAACUCUUGGUUUUGCAAGGAGGUUGACCGGGUUUGCCACGAAAUUUCGGGACUACGGGGAUGAUCGGUACGAUCGAGAAUGUUCUGUUCGCGAAGGGGAUCGUUUGCACCGUGUUUGCUCAAUGACGAACGAAUGCUAGACUACGAAUACUGUAAGGAGGAACUGGCUGAGAAGUAGAAACGCUGGUAGGUGUAAUGGAACAGCGACUCUUGAUUGUAUUAUAAUAGAUUCUUCGAGCGUCGACGAGAGGAACGGCCUGCAGAAUGAUUGAUGCACAGUGUGCUCUUUGGAAGAACGAAAAGGAAGAACGCCAAGAGCACGGUCAUGUUUUCCAAAGCGAUUUUGAGAAUGUCUGAGCAUAACUUGUGUACAGAUCUCCUGAUUCGAAGAUAUUCGAGCCGGGGAUCCCCGGUUCUCGAGCGACGGAAUGCCCGCCGAACGAAAGACACUAAAUUUCUAUCGUUUAAAUUAUAACAACCGUUACUGUAACACUAAUUAAUAUUCUUAUCGCUGCUGAUACUCUUGUUCUUACCAUUAUCGUUGCUAGGUUACAUAACUGUCCGCGAAACUGCGACUUCGCUGGCGAACGUACUUUGUACGACGCGCGACGCGUCACACUUCCACGAACUAUCAACAUACGAGAUAACGCCGCCUCUUCUACCCUCUAGUAUCUUUCUUCUGAAACCUGAUGGUACGCUUGGCGGAAGAAAUACGGCGAAGUUGUAGAAUUUGAGGUCUCGGGGAAGAACCCUGCAUACUUUUUAGACUUUGGCACGUAAUGGUGUAAGCGUUGCAGGGUGGGAGGCGAAAAACACAUUUUACGCUUUCUAUCUUUAAGAUUAUCGUUUUCCGUGCCACUCGAGUAUGUCCCUUGCACCUCGCUGUAUCCCUUCCACCAAGAAUGUGCCCAGUGGAGCGUAAUUUGCAGUAAAAUAGGAGAAGGAUAAUUGUAUCGAGGUUGGUCCUUGAGAAAAUCCAAAGCAACUUUGUCAUUUCCAAACUCGAUUGGCUGCUGAAGACGAUAGGGCAGCCCCUCCUACUACCCAUGGCUCCGCCUCUCGGUCCUUAGCCACGCCCCUCGGUUUUAGCCCCGCCCCAUUUGGUUUCUCCCCCAAGCUCUAUUUGAAAAACGAAGAGCAGCCAAUCGAUUUUGCUGUAACAAUGUAACGUUGCGAAAACGUAGUUUUCUUCGCAUUUUCAACUAAUUUCUGUACCAUAGAAUCGUCCCUCCGCCAUUCUGCGAAUUAGGCGCCACUCUGUAUUUUCGUAAAGUAAAAGACUUUUUUAAAGACUGCACGCUUACAAAGAACCCACGGAUUCGUGUAUACAGGGUGUUGAAUGAUUAAUUCAACGAUUGUUCUUUUCGAAAUUACGAUACUUAAGAGGCGGUGUAAGAGGAACAGAAAGA
Molecule: messenger RNA, 1988 nt
Organism: Colletes gigas
Lineage: Eukaryota; Metazoa; Arthropoda; Insecta; Hymenoptera; Colletidae
Exons: 1
Source: RefSeq, a predicted model, not a curated record